This is a messenger RNA of Felis catus (domestic cat), 1391 nucleotides long. Its product is annotated as putative gustatory receptor clone PTE01. The coding region runs from base 477 to 1307 and encodes 276 amino acids. The record is from RefSeq and is a predicted model, not a curated record. NCBI's taxonomy places the organism in Eukaryota, Metazoa, Chordata, Mammalia, Carnivora, Felidae. Gene Ontology annotation, biological process: G protein-coupled receptor signaling pathway. Gene Ontology annotation, cellular component: membrane. Gene Ontology annotation, molecular function: olfactory receptor activity; G protein-coupled receptor activity. The transcript has a single exon.
UUUAGCUGCAUCUCCAUUUCUUUAAAUUAGAGUGAUUGUUGUCUUAUUCUGUGGUUUCUCUUAAAGAAGUAGGCUUGUUUACUGUGAUCAUGGUUUAUUACCUCUUAUGUUCUUGCUCCUCUGACACUCUUCAGUUGAAUUUCUCUAAAGUAAAUGUAUAUAUAGAGAGGUGAAUAAUGUGAAACCAAUGAGGAAAGAGUUCUAAGAAAUGUGAUGUGUUAUUGAAAAAUAUUUCUAAAAGCACUAGGGUGCAUGUCUACAAGUAUGAAUAUUUUACUUGUGAAUUGCUUGAAUAUACAACAUGGACACAGUGCUGGAUGCCCAUUUACUUGUUUCCUUUCUCCAACCCUCUUUUUGUUUUCUAAAGGUGUCAAAGCUACAUAGAACAAAAUCUAACAAGUGUCUCCGAAUUCUUCCUCACGGGACUCUCAGAUAAUCCAGGACUGCAGCCCCUCCUCUUUGGGCUCUUCCUGUCCAUGUACCUGGUCAGUGUGCUUGGAAACCUGCUCAUCAUUCUGGUUGUCAGUUCUGACUCUCACCUCCACACCCCCAUGUACUUCUUCCUCUCCAACCUGUCCUUGGCUGACAUCGGAUUCAUCUCCACCACUGUCCCUAAGAUGAUUGUGGACAUCCAAACUCAGAGCAGAGUCAUCUCCUAUGUGGGCUGCCUGACUCAGAUGUCUUUUUUGAUCCUUUUUGGAUGUAUGGAUGGUAUGUUUCUGACUGCAAUGGCAUAUGACCGAUUUGUGGCCAUCUGUCAUCCUCUACACUACUCAGUCAUCAUGAACCCACAUCUCUGUGGCUUCUUAGUUUUGGUGUCCUUUUGUGUGAGCCUUUUGGACUCCCAGUUGCACAAUUUAAUCGUGUUGCAACUUACCUGUUUCAAGGAUGUGGAAAUUUCUAAUUUCUUCUGUGACCCUUCUCAACUCCUCAACCUUGCCUGCUCUGACACUUUCACCAAUAACGUAGUCAUGUAUUUUGUUGGUGUCAUCUCUGGCUUUCUCCCUAUCUCAGGGAUCUUUUUCUCUUACUAUAAAAUUGUUUCUUCCAUUCUGAGAAUCCCAUCAACAGGUGGGAAGUACAAAGCCUUCUCCACCUGUGGCUCUCACCUGUCAGUUGUUUGCUUAUUUUAUGGAACGGCUAUUGGAGUAUACCUUGGAUCAGCACUGUUGCCUUCUCCCAGGAAGGAUAUGGUGGCCUCAGUUGUGUACACUGUAGUCACCCCCAUGCUGAACCCCUUCAUUUACAGCUUGAGGAACAGGGACAUCAAGAGUGCCCUAUGGAGGUCACUCAGAAGACUAGGUUAAUCUCAGUAUGUGUGCAUUCCUUUUUGAAGUGUGUGUUGAAAAAAUCAGCCAAACCAAACAUGUAGAUCAGCAAAUACUGCUUUC